This is a messenger RNA of Myzus persicae (green peach aphid), 985 nucleotides long. RefSeq lists its product as uncharacterized. Lineage: Eukaryota; Metazoa; Arthropoda; Insecta; Hemiptera; Aphididae. The record is from RefSeq and is a predicted model, not a curated record. The coding region runs from base 281 to 775 and encodes 164 amino acids. The transcript is spliced from 3 exons.
AUAUGAUAUAAUAAUUUAUAGAAACCAAGAGACUAUAUUAAUAUAUUAUUAUUAUUAUUAUCUGCAUAGGUUGCAGACGUAGUCUAAACGCGGUGCUAACAUAUUAAGUAAUAAUAAAAGUGUAUACCAUUAUACAAUAUCAAAUACUAAUCAUAACAUGAAGGACUUCAAAGUCAUCUCGACUGUAGCUUGGACACUGGUACUCGUGACUCAAUUGCACUUUACGGUAAUUAAAUGUACAAAAAAUAUUUUAAAUCAACAAAAUUGGUAUGCAUGUUAAAUGGAUGUCGUGGCGCACCACUGCCACGACAGCCGGGCACCACCAAUAGUGACGCCGCGGAACUCGGAGUCCAGCUCAACCAGGCAGACCGGCCACCCGACCCAUCCGCUGUCGAUUAGAUUCUCGACACUACAGACAAAAGCGUACGCCACUGCUGAUCUGUUGAGAACUAUCAUGUCAUCCAACGAAUUUCGGGAAGGUUCGAAUGCGCUGCAUCAGUUAUUGGCUGUUUUACGCCCUCUCAUCCGGGCCGUCGGAGUCAUUUCACGGCCACCUCCGCCACCACCAUCGAUCAAAAUCGAAGACGAAACCACUACCACGACGACAACGUCAACGACCCCGUCCUCUCCGAUAAUUACCUGUUCACCAGCUGUCCAAGUAUCGUCCAAGAAACUGAUGUCCUUAUUCGUCCCGGUGUAUGCCGUUCCGUCGACGACCACAUUGCGACCGUUGACUGGCACGUUACCAAAACUGUUCCGAAAGGCAGAUUCGUAGUGCGGAUAAAUAACAAAAACUUUAAAAACCGCGAAUAGUCUACCUAUUUGCAUAAUUAUUGUCAUGUAAGGUUUUACUUUCAAAAAAUUUUAUUUUAUUUUUAUUUUUAUUGUCUGUUUUUAUUUUAUUGUUUUAUUCCAACACCCACCACAAUGUUUUACAAACUUGUAGGUUAUUAAGAUAAAUACACACAUGAAGUAUUUAGUUCAA